Messenger RNA from Rubroshorea leprosula, 2036 nucleotides. The record is from the annotation of a GenBank genome assembly. NCBI's taxonomy places the organism in Eukaryota, Viridiplantae, Streptophyta, Magnoliopsida, Malvales, Dipterocarpaceae.
CACUCUCCUUCCCUCUCUCUCCAACUUCCCCAACCCAAACAGACAGUGUUAGUUGUUAAGCAGAGCAGCCCAUGCUAUCACGACUAUGCCAUCUCUAUCUAUUAUCUCCGCAUCCGUUUGAGGAAGACCGAGCAACACAACACUCAUCGGCUCAUCCCCUUAAGCAAUUUCCUAGCUUACUCCCUAUGCUUUCCCGCCGUUAAAAUGCGUCAUCAUCACCAAUCCUAUACCGCGCUAUCUCAACCGUUUAGCUAGUCCCUUCUUCUACAUCUUCAAUCCCAGCUGUUCAAUUUUCUCCUAAACUCUCCAUCUAAACGUUCCGAGUCAACGACUCACCGCGGUCCCGCUUUCUAUUUCAAAUGUUCGGAAAAUUUAUGACUUUGCGAUUCGAAUUCUCUGGUCGUUUUCUCCCUUUUCUUCCACUGUCAUCCUAAUUACAGGCCACAAUCGGAAGAACCAAUCCACGCUGCGACCGCAACCUCAGCAUUUCUGGGUGUUUCUGUGCCUUGUUUUCCCUCCGGUGUCAAAUCUCAGCUGUGGCUAUCAUUUGAGUUGAUAUGGAUUACUUGAACAAUAAUUUUGAUGAUACUGAUCAACAGGUUGAUGUGGGUGCUGUGAUACGUGAUGGAAGAGAAAUCCUUUUUCAGGCUUUUAACUGGGAGUCUCAUAAAUAUGACUGGUGGAGAGAUUUGGAGACGAAAGUUCCUGACAUUGCAAAUUCAGGAUUUACAUCUGCAUGGUUGCCUCCACCAACUCACUCUUUCUCACCUGAAGGUUAUCUCCCCCAGAACCUUUAUUCACUCAAUUCAGCAUAUGGAUCUGAGCAGCUGCUAAAAAUUUUACUUCAGAAAAUGCAACAGUACAAAGUUAGAACAAUGGCUGACAUAGUUAUCAAUCAUCGUGUUGGAACUACCCAAGGCCAUGGGGGGAAGUAUAACCGCUAUGAUGGAAUUCCACUGCCGUGGGAUGAACACGCUGUUACUUCCUGUACUGGUGGAUUGGGUAACAGAAGUACUGGAGACAAUUUUCAUGGGGUUCCAAAUAUUGAUCACACCCAAGAUUUUGUACGCAAAGACAUAAUAAAGUGGCUGCAAUGGUUACGUAGUGUUGGCUUUAAGGAUUUCCGUUUUGAUUUUGCUAGGGGUUACUCAGCAACAUAUGUGAAAGAAUACAUUGAAGGAGCAAAGCCACUAUUUUCUGUUGGGGAGUAUUGGGAUUCUUGUAACUACAAUAGUUAUGGAUUGGACUACAACCAAGAUAGCCAUAGACAACGAAUUGUCGAUUGGAUUGAUGGAACAGGACAGCUCUCUUCUGCUUUUGACUUCACGACUAAGGGCAUUCUUCAGGAAGCUGUAAAGGGACAAUUCUGGCGUCUGCGUGACCAACAAGGGAAGCCACCAGGUGUAAUGGGAUGGUGGCCCUCAAGGGCUGUCACAUUCAUUGAUAACCAUGACACAGGAUCAACACAGGCACACUGGCCUUUCCCUUCAAAUCAUAUUAUCGAGGGUUAUGCCUACAUACUUACACACCCAGGGAUACCUACAGUUUUCUAUGACCACUUUUAUGAUUUGGGUGACUCCAUUCAUGACCAAAUUGUUAAACUAAUGGAUAUUCGAAAGCGUCAAGACAUUCACAGUCGAUCACCUAUCAGAAUUCUGGAGGCCCAGACCAAUCUUUACGCUGCAAUUAUUGGUGAGAAAGUAUGCAUGAAGAUUGGGGACGGUUCCUGGUCUCCUAACGAAAGAGAGUGGAUCUUAGCAACCAGUGGGCAUAGAUAUGCAGUGUGGGAAAAAUGAUACUCCUGGUAACAUCCUUAUAUUUUUUUCCUCCUAAUAUUGGGAGGAAUUGAUUCACGGACUAGCAUAGGGUCUAAAAUUUCUAUAAUUAAGUAUAGUUAUAUUGUAUGAAUAAAGCAUCUCAUAUGGAACAUCGCCUUCAAAUUUGGGGUUCUGUGUACGAGAGACUGGUUUAAUUUACAGUAGUUAUAAUUGCUGAGUCAGGAUUCACUUCCGUGCCUAUAAAUUUAAAAUAAACUA